AUGGAAGAGAGAGGAAUCCGUAUUCUAUGCCUCGACGGGGGCGGUGUCAAAGGCAUUGUCUCUCUGGAAAUGUUGAAACACAUCAUGGAAGACAUACGUACGCAGGAGAAUAUUGAGAGACAUGUUCCUAGGACCGCCAAGUCUAGACGAGCUGCCAGUUCUCGCUCAUAUGUCCCACCUGAAGAAUUGAGACCUUGCGACUACUUCGAUCUGAUCUGCGGAACAAGUACUGGAGGUUUAAUCGCUCUGAUGCUGGGCAGACUAGGAUAUACCGUGGAUCAAGCGAUCGAGAAGUACAACACGCUCUCAAAAAAGAUCUUCGGUAAGAAGUUACCAUGGGUCGAGCGUUGGAACGCCACCUACGAUGAAGCAGCUCUCGAAGAGUGCCUGAAGACGGUUAUAAGAGAGUCUCCUUUUGAGCUGCAGGAGAAUGCACCACUGAAAACAACCAUCCCCACCACUGAUCGCCCAGAAGUUAGAAGGACAGGUCGCAGACUUCAAGGCUGCAAAACAUUCAUCGUUUCGACAAAUCUUGAUAAGGAGUCUUCACGGCCGGUUAUCUUAAGAUCUUACGACAUCCAAGGUAUCGAAACUGAGCGUGCAUCACCUUGUACGAUCUGGCAAGCUGGACGUGCGACUUCUGCAGCCCCGACGUUCUUCAAACCCAUCGAAUUGGAUGGCCAAAGCUUCAGUGACGGCGCAACUAUAGCUAACAACCCGACCUACAUCGCUAUCAUGGAGGCAAGCAAGAUCUGGAGACCUGUUGAUAUCGAUUGCAUAUUGAGUCUCGGAACAGGGCGUGAGGAAGACCACACUAUGGCCAACGCUACUCUAGACAUGCUGGGCCCAAGGGUAACAUGGAUCUGCGAACGAAUGCUUUCCCGCUUCUUCUACUUUCGCCUUCAACUCGCCAUCUACAGCCUGCAUGCAAUGACUGGUACUGAGGCGACGCACCACAAUACCAGAAUCAUGGUCGAUGCAUAUCGUGCUGAUGCAGAGACUCCCAAUGUCGACAGGAAGGAGGUGUACUUCCGACUCAAUCCAGACAUCAAGAGUGUGAAAGCAGGUUUGGACAGCGUUGGGAAGAUGAGUGAACUCAGUGCAGUUGCCAAGAAGUAUAUGCGAGAACAUCCCGAUGCACGUACUGCCCGAGAGGCCAUUAAGUUGAAGCUUGCUGGAUCUCGUCAAUUAAGGCCACCACCGCCAGUCAAUGUUCGUCAAAGGUUCCCAUCGAUUGUAAGACUGUUGAGGUUUGCACCUACACUGAAUGGCGAUAAUACAUUCAUCGCUGGGGAACCUAACACGAACUUGACACAGGACGAAGACGCCGACCAGCUGGAGUAG
Molecule: messenger RNA, 1344 nt
Organism: Alternaria arborescens
Lineage: Eukaryota; Fungi; Ascomycota; Dothideomycetes; Pleosporales; Pleosporaceae
Exons: 2
Coding region: 1-1344 (447 amino acids)
Biological process (GO): arachidonate metabolic process
Cellular component (GO): membrane
Source: RefSeq, a predicted model, not a curated record